Paramecium pentaurelia is the source of this 1014-nucleotide messenger RNA. The record is from the annotation of a GenBank genome assembly. NCBI's taxonomy places the organism in Eukaryota, Ciliophora, Oligohymenophorea, Peniculida, Parameciidae.
AUGAACAAUAACUAUAGCCAAGAUAAUUAUUUGUUAAAUAAGGAUACUUUAAAAUAAUAUGAGAAUCCCUCACCAUUUGAAACAUAAGAUGAAAAAGCUUAGAAGAUGGAUUAAUUUCAAUGUAUCUAUAUUUAAAUUAUUUAGAAUAUAUUGAAUUUUCAGAUGAUUAAGUUAGAGUUUAUUUUCUAAAGAAAGUGUACAUUUUAUUGACAAUUGAAUUUUUUAUAAAUUUGGGAAUGGUGGCAUUAGGAUUAUACACAGAAAUGCUAAAUUGGUUUGUGAAUAUGAAUUUCGACUGUUGGUUACCUGGACCAAUUGUGUGCGAUUAUGAUCGUUUUAAAUCAAUUCAGUGUAAGAGCAAUGGAGGAGCGAGUUGUAAUAUUCAUCCCACGCCUACUUGGUUAUUCUAUAUUUCUUUAAUUAUUUCAUUAAUAUUAUAAUUUACAUGUUAUUUUGGAGGAUAAACCGCAAGAAAAGUAAGAAAUAUAAUACUAACCUUAGGCUCCUCUUCAUUACGUAACUUUAAUUCUAUAUAUUAUUUUUUUUGGAUUUACAUUGACUACCAUAUGCAUAUUUAUGGCUUUAAGUUUGGGAACCAUAACUGUUUGGUUAGUAUGGGGAGAUACUUUUCUUGUAAUUGCUGCAAUGACCUUUUAUGUAUAUGUAAAAAAAAGCGAAUUUCCUUUCAAAGGUAUUCUUAAUUUCAAAUUAUAGAUGGUGCAAUUUUAAUUAUUAGCACUGCCAUGUUAAUGGUCUUCAUUAAAUUAUUGAUACAAUUUGUGUUCGUAUUAGAAUACUUUUAUUGUGCAUUAUUCAGUAUAAUCUAUGGAUUUUAUUUAAUGUUUGAGACUAAAUUCAUAAUGGGUAAAGGAGUAAUAUAUUAAUAAAUAUUUUAAGAAAUAAUAGUUGACAAUUGAUAAUUAUUUGAUUGGAUCCUUGUUACUCUAUGCCCUUAUUAUACAAUUUUUAGUGAGAAUUUAUGAAUUAUUAGAAAAGGUUUUUAGAAGAAAAUGA